Messenger RNA from Rhipicephalus microplus (southern cattle tick), 15542 nucleotides. RefSeq names its product KICSTOR complex protein SZT2-like. Gene Ontology annotation, cellular component: peroxisome. Lineage: Eukaryota; Metazoa; Arthropoda; Arachnida; Ixodida; Ixodidae. The record is from RefSeq and is a predicted model, not a curated record.
AGUCGAAGGAUCAAUGGGCACGGAGAACAUCUUCCACAGGGCACUGCUUUUCUGGAGUUUUCAGGAGAAAUUCGUCAAUCAGCGACUAGAGCUGGCCAAGGACGUCGGGAUGCCGUACAAGCCGCUGGCGUCCAAGGGCAACACUGGUAUCGAGCUGAACCCAGGUAGUGUGCCGCAGCUGCGCAAGAAGAGCACCGAUGGCAGCCUCAACACGUCGCUGUCGAGCAUCCUCUCCUGCAAGCUUCGUGAAGGCUACGCCCUGCGGAGCAUCUCCACGGCCAAAGGAGAACUGGAAAUCAAGCUGGUACUUCCGUGGAAGUUCGAUGUUAACAUCGAGUAUGUCGUCAUGGUUCCAUGGCAGUCUUCAAGCAAGAGUCGGGAUUCGCCGGGGAGUGGCUCACGGCCCAAGCAGCGGGCAGGCUGCAAAUUCGAGGUGUGUGUGGAGGCCAGCUACGACUUCCUUCACGAUGUCACGUGCGAGUACUUCAAGCCCAACAAGACUCGUAGCCCCUUUCGGCUCAUGGUGGCCCAGCAGUACUGGAAUGUACUCAAGAACAUCUCGAGUACAGACCAGCUUCUGGUUCACCUGCACUCAUUCAACCAGAACCCGGUGCACUACUCGGUGCCUGAGAGCUUCCGCAAUGGUGUUCCAGUUUUUGUGAUGCCUCCCAACACUUCUGGGCAUCCUGUCCUCUCCUCCAAUGUGAAGAACAACAGUGCAUAUGCACCUUUUGUGACCUUCUGGAAACCGGUGUGCAUGUUGGACAUCAGCGUCUGGCAGCGUUGGAUGCACAUGCAUCGCGUGGGCAUGCUCCUGGAACACGACCUGCCGCUGCCCAAACACCUGCAGCAGCCCAACAGCAGUGGUCGCUAUGACUCUGUACAAUGCCGCCAAGCCUUGCACCGUCUGUUGGCCCUGCUCCGGGACCGCUCCAGCUUUGUGCUGGCUGACGGACACUCCUACGUCACCUUCCUCGGGGAAAGUGACAAACCUCCAAUGUCCUUCUAUGUGACUCGUGUGACGUACAAGGCGCCCUGCGUGGUGAUCAGAUUUGCCUUUUUGGGUGGCACACCGGGCGAGCAGCGCAAUGCUAUUGUGAGGGACAUGACUCAGCAGAUCCUGAGCCUAGAGCUGAGCAAACGUGUUGCCAAGGAUGCGCACUCGGAUGGCGGCCUCUGCAUCAGACCUCCUGGGCCGCGAACCUACCGCAAGGCCAGUUGCUGCAUCCUCUUCCGCAAGCCCCUCGAAAGGAUCCUCAUCAGGCACGAGAAGAUGCCAAAGGACAUUCUCAGCCCCAUUGUGGCGCUCAUGGACGUGACGCUGGCCCACCCGCUUCUGCACACAACUCCGCACCUGCACCGGCAUUCGAGCAGCGGGGCCAGCGGCUCUUUGGCACGCAAGGCGAACGGCAUCACUGCCGUGGUGGACCCGACCGGCCAGCUGAGCCGAUACCUCCACCAUCGGCGGUGGAUCUGGACGGUGCAGCGGCUGCCCAGCGUGCCCCUUCCCCUGCACGCCAUCACCCGCAUCCUCAAGACCCUGGCAAAAAUGCGCCUGGAAGAAGGCUUUCAUUUUGCUCACUCAAGCUCGGGCAUCUUGAACAUGGCCCUGGAGAUUGAAAUGAAGAAUACGGUGACUGGGGGCUCCUCGGAAGCCUCCCUGCUUCCCUGUGUGGUGCAGUACAUGCUGUUUCCCCCGCACUCAAACACCACGAUUCGGGAAAGCCUCUCGGAUGACGAGGACAAUGAGAUGGAGACGGCCGAGGCCGACGGCGAGCUGCAGUUGGUAACCGAGUGCUGGGUGGAACCGCAGUGUGGUGUUGUGGUCAACAGUCCAGUCUCCAGCUCCUACCUGGACGGCAAGCAGUACACCGAGAUCCCGAAAGCACUCUUUGAAAUGGAUUUUGAAUGCCUGUCCUCACUCAUCACGCUGGAGCAUCUGAACCUGAGAUGCCUCAAGCCAGACCUGGCUCACCCGAUGGGCGCACACUCUCAAUGUCCACUGCCACCAACGCCACCGGUCACGCCCACCUUAGCUGGAGCUCAGCCAUCAUUUGUGUCUCGCUCCACGCCUGACAUCACACUGGCACAGAACAUGCCCUUGCUCCAACCUGUAGCACCAGAGCCUGCAGUGAGUGUGGUGCCAUUUCCAUUCAGCAUCAUGAAGUUGCUCUCCAAGUGCCAGCAGACUGAGAUCCUCUUCUCCACCUUCAUCCAAGAGCUGAGGCCCCUUGACCCGGACGGUGGGAAAAACCACCCCGUGGACUGCGAGGGGCGUCCGCGUCCUCAGCCGAAUGACCUUCUCUACGAGCAGCUACUGGACAACCUGCAAGCAAUACAUGAUCGCGAAGUACCACUUGGGCCCGAGGAGCAGGCAUUGCUGCCAAACGAGAUACACAACCGCCCACGUGACCAGCACGCUUAUCCCGUGCCAUUUGCUGUGCCUCCUGUGCAGGCGACUCCUGUUGCCUGGCGCUGCUUUGUGGCCAGCUUCUCCAGUGCCAACAGCUCUUCCGGAAGUAGCAACUCUUCCACUCCCAAUUCGCAUGUGGUCCUCACCUUCAUUCCUGCCACAUUUGAAAACCUGCAGCGCCUCAUGAGGCGCCCAGAGGAUGAAAUCGCCUCUCUUCAGGCCGAGGCUCAUCCCACUCAUGGCAGUUGCAGCACUGGUGGCGUGCCGAAAGACUACGCCAUGUUGCAGACCGAGUCCUCGUCCGAGCCAGCAGCCACCAGCAGCUUUGACCGCGAGGCUCCCACGUCAUCGGCCGCAGAGGAUCUCGCCACUGGUGAAGUGUGCGACUCGUACGACGGGAUGGAAUCUCAUGCUUUUCGGCAGCUAACGAGUUCGCACUCCGACCCGGCGCUGUCUUCACGCGGCGCCGAGAAGCACGAAUCGUUGCCACGGCAACGAUCGGCUGACUUGCCCGACCUCAACAGCCACAGUCGGCACAGGACCUCAACGCCGUGCCCAGAAGCCGCAAAGGACGACGAUGGUAGUGCGUCUCCGAAGUCGCAAGAAGGCGAAAGGCCCGCUCUCCACAUGGCAUCUGUGAGUCUUCCGGUGUAUGUCUACGACGCACCGGUGUCAGCGGUGAUUGGGCGGCUGGUUUACCAAGGUGGCGUGAGGCAGUGGAAGGACACGUACCUUGACUUGACGACACGGUCGGAAGAGAAUACACGAGCUGGAUCUGAGCCCGGUUGGGUGGAGUACAAAGCAGAUGGCUCAGAAGGCUCGCCUUAUAAGACCAUGUCACCAGAGCCCAAAUCAGAUGACUCUGAGCUUGGCAGUGACCGCUUUCCAGCUAGAAAACACUGUUCACGCCUGCGCAAGGCUUUCUCCAAGAGCUUUGUGUAUGGAUUGUUCAGAGCACUAUGCGAGGGACUGCCCGUGGACAUGCAAGACGUCUCGACCGUUGUGGAGGACGCUUGCGAGGAGACCGCGCUCACUCUCGACAUCACGGAGUUCAUCCAAGCGAUCUGCGGUCACACUCGGGACUUCCGCAUCAAGUCCACCGUAGAACACUCCCACCGAGCAAGCACAGAAGCUCCUCGACACGAGGGCGUCGGCAGCAACGAGGCCAGUUGCGAAGGUGUCUUGGUUCUGCCCGUUGAAGAAGCAGAUGCUGCAAUUGGUGCAGAUGAAAGCCGGCGCACUUCAAGUGAUGGGGUCAGCAGCCUGUUCCCGGUGAACCUGCUCAAACGCCACCACCCGUGCGACAUUGUUCAGCAGCUGCACCUGAGCAUCAAGCAACGCUUCCAGGAGCUGCUCGAGGAGGUGUUUCAGCGCAUCCCCUCGCACCCGGACUACUACUACUUCUGCCCUCCGUGCGAACCACGAACCUUGUGGGGGCUGACUGAGCGAGCCAGCAGUGGUGCUCGGCCCAAUGCUGACGCACUCGCCGAGGAGGGAGGAGCACUUUGCGACUGGGACGAUACUGACACGGAUCGGUCUCACAAUGUCGAAUUCUCCAUGGAUGCCGAACCUGUAGCUGACGUCGGCAACUCGGGUGAUGAGAAGGGAGCAGCUGCAGCACUGCAUCCAAAACCGGACCCUGCCAUUGCAGCUGAGAUCACGAGCAUAGAGUCCUGCGCUGGGUCGGCACGAUCACCCCCAUCACCGGGCGAGGAGGAUUCUGGUGACGAGGAUGAAGAAGACGACGAGGAAGUAAUGGAGACCAUUCGAGAGGCCGAGCCCAUGGUUCCGCCCCUGUUUGCUCAUCUGACGUGCUUGGUGACAACCAAAUCGGGCUGCGGUUCGUGCUCACUGACCUCACUGCCGACCUGCCUUGGGGAAGUGAUCAGCUGUCUUGACGAGUCCCAGCCUGAAGUGGACCUCGAAAGCAUCAAGAUCCGUCUAGACUUCCUCUGCUUGACGUUGCCCCCGGAUGUUGAGAAGCUGGCGCCUGGAGACGCCCGCCUGUCGUCAUCGUCAAUCAUGUUUGAUUCAGAGAAACAGCGUCAAGAUGAGGAUGCAGAAAGCAAUGCCUCUAUUGGCUAUCACUUGGAGGUUCCGAGGGACCCACUUCACCACUUGCCUGAAUUUCAGAAUGAAGUCAUCAGCAGGUGCAUUGAAAAGCUGAAGUGGAUGCUGAAGGAUGAGAUGGCCUCGGCAGCCCUCAACAGCUUCCCGCUGACAGCGGAGGCAUUGCACAUGGUGGCUGAGCAUGUCCGCAGCACUGCGGAGGCACGCACCACCACACGUUUGCACGCCACUACUGGUGCCCCCGGGUGUCAGGUUCAGAAAGUACCACUGCAGUUUGUGUUUGGGCCGGAGCAGAGUUUCGGCAAGUUCCUGCAGGAAUUCAAGCACCUCACACUGCCAGGCUACCAGCUAGAGCAAGUGGAUAAAGAUCACUACUGCGUUGUUUUAGACGACAAAGAUUCCAAGGUGGUGCGGAGGCCCUUUGGGUCGCUGGUGCCUCCCCUUGGGCUGAGAAGCAAGGCACUGGAAAUGACAACAGCGUUGCCUCACGAAAAGGCAGGUGCUGACGCCGCCGAAACGAGGGGGUCGCUCCAGAAGUCCAUCGGCCCGGACGCCAAAUUAUCAGAUGAAGAUGAGUCUGGUGACGGAGGGGUGCCACAGACGUCUUUCCGGGCGUGGCGACGUCAGACUGGAAAAAGCGCACGAACAAAGAGCGCUGAACGUCGCCUGGAACGUGCGUCAUCACUGCCGCUGGACUCUUUGGUGACGUCAGAGGAGCCAAAGCCAGAAGUUCGGGUUCCAGGGGCAUCGUGUCCGUUGGAGUUGCUCGACCUGAGACGGAAGCUUCAGGAGGAAGCCGGAGCUCCCGAAGCCAACAGUGCCACAGCCGAUCACGGUGCCAUUCUGUCAUCAGAGACCAUUGUCCAGGAGCAAAAGGCAGCUGAGAACCAGGAGCCAGCCGAAGCUCCCGUAGAGCUCGCGGAAGAGAGUGGCUCCUCGGAACAGCAAGAUGGAGGAUUCCGAGACCGCACCGACAGCUUAGCCUCAUCCCUGGGCCAUGGCAUGGCAUUCCGACCACCGCAACACCUACUGGAGUCAACGCGGUCCACGCCGAAUGCACUGAGUGAAGUUGGCGGACAGAUCAGCAACACCGAGGAUGGCUACGAUGGUGACAGCAGCGAAUCGGACAGUGACCGCGAUUGGAUGAACGCGUUGGAGACCCAGCGUUCCCACUUGCCUCCCUUCUGGAUGAUUCUCUGCCCAUUCCUCGACCAUGUCGACAUCUUUUUCCACGUUCGGGAGCAGUCGGGAGAGAGUACAGAACUCAGGCAGGGCUUGGUCGUCUUUGAGAGCAUUGUGGCACUGAUCCAGGACACCUGCAAGAUUGUCAAUCAGAUCCUGCUGCUUCAGCAUCUUAACAACACGCGCAUCUGCAACCGGCUGCUUGUGCCUGAAGCGACUGAGGAUAUCUGGAACCGAGAGUCUGAGAUUGAGCAGAACAGUAGCAUUGUGUCGGUGUACGACAACGACGGUUCGGGUGAUGGCCACGGUGACUACCUCGAGGCCACUCUCAAGUUCAAGCCGGGUGCCUUUGACUGCAGCAUAGUGUGGUCCACCCACUUCAGUCUUCAUCCGCGCCUGAACACGGGAACCGGAACCGGACGAAGUGGCAUCUCUCGAGGCUUGCAAGCCCUGAGAGCUGUCCUGACUGGCUUUUCAGUGAACAACCGCAAGAACAUGUUUGUCUACCAGGAGAACUCAGGCUCCGUCUUCUAUCUGCGGCUUCACGAAAUGCCUUGUCAUGGACGACAUGGCCGUGCUGAAGAUGACGUGUCAUUCUCAGGAUCAAGGAGUUCCUCUCUGGUCAGCUUGGUUCAAAAAAAAGCUGCUUGCGAUCAAGAGGAGGAAUUUGAAUUCCGACCGCGGUUGAGCUCCGGCCACUCCGAUCGGGACCAGUCUCACGAUACUGUCAGCGUGACAUCACACGCCUCGGGCAGCCGCAACAAGCCACACCAGUGCGUUGUCAUGAACGUGCACGGCAUUGUCCAACCCGGCUUUGCCAUCAAGGAGGAACUAGUUUCGGUCAUGCAGAAUCGUUUGGACGAUGCAGUCUUGGAAGUCCUCACGACCACCUUGGCUCGAAACCCUGCGUGCAACCUCACCAUUGAUGAUGUUCAGUUCAUCCAAAAGCCUCAGAAGGAGCCCACGACGCAGCUGUACUGCACCGUUCAGGCUCAGCUGCUGCCCUACCUCCAGGCACUGAUGGAAUACUUGCGCCAAGACCUGCACACUUUCCUGCCAACACCGAAAUACACUGACCCAAAACCAGAGAACCAUUUCAAGCCAUAUGUGGAACACCCAGCACAUGCGUUGUACAAGGACGAAGACGUCUUUCUCUUCAAUCGAUUCAUGACCAGGGGCACUCCCAGCAACGGGAUUGCCUGCAUCAUACUGUCCGUGGUGGAUGCCCAGGGACGGCCAGUGCAGUUCCUGAACAGCCCACUGCCUAAGGUGGGUGCCUUCAGUGGCACCGAGCCGCCCACCGAGUACCAGGAAGUGUCGUUUCUUUCUCGGGAAGAGGUUGGUGAUGCUGGUGCUGACGGCACGCCUGGGCCAAUGGCGAUGAUUCGCUUCCAAGUGUGGUGCGUGGGCAAGGACUACCAGGAGCACCUGGUGCAGCGCCUGCAGAGUACGGUGCAGCACGCCUACUGGGACGUCCUGAUGGAGUACCGCCUCCUCACCUGCCCAAUCUUCCACGAGGCCUACGACGAGGAAGAGCCCGCCUGCUUCAGCGAGCCCCCAACGCCCGUGAAAGUGCGCAGGUCAGGUCGUGUCCUUGCUGAGCAAGCACGUGACAAGCCCUCCCUAUUCAGCAUGUUCGCCUCCCGGGGCAAAGAAAUGUCCUCUUCUGUGCCCGACGUUUCGGAGAAAGUCAAAUCACCCAAAGAAAACCCGACAGAGUUUAAUUUCUCUGAUUCGCUGUUUGCCGAUGUUGCACCAUCUCUGCCGACUGGCGGCACCAAGGGCACCGUGCGAUCUAUGGAGGCAGAGUCUGUUGCAUCUGAAACCUGGGCCUCAAGCAGCAGCAAGACAUUAAACACCAUGUUUCAGCACGGGGUUCAUGGGUUUCUCGAAGGCGGAGUGGAAAUUCGUGUACCCAGCUUGGUUGUACACCGCUGCUCUGUCAAGGCCCGACGAGCCGUCCCACUGAUCUUGAAGGAGUUCCAGAAUGGCCUCAAGAACCUCGCCCCCGAAAUUUCACUUGCCAUGUUCACGGAGGAGAGCACGAGUCGGUCCACUGAGUUUGUCCACUUCAACCCGCUCGUUAAGCACUCUAUGUUUCCAGAGAAAUAUGUUGAAACGGCAGUUCCCGGCAGCCAGCGAUGCUUCAUUGUUGUCGGUCGGGACAUGGCCCAGUGGAAGGCAUUCAUGGGGAUCUCUAGCUUGUCAGCAUACAUCGAGAGCCACCGGGUGACUAAAGGCCACAAGUCCACUCAGCUUUUUGAGCCACACAUACUGCCAAUGACAACAUCUCUGGAAACACCAGCCCUCUGCCGAACGCCGAGCACGCCAUCAUCGGUGCCACCAACCAUCGUCGCACCGCCAACCAUCGUUGCGCCGCCAACCACUCUUGUGCUGCCAGAAAAGGCCAAGAACCCCACUGUGGGGGUGGACACUGGGGAUGUUCGGCAGCCUGCGUUGAUACCGCGGCAGCGGCUGCUCUUUUUGCGAGUCAAGGACAAGUCUCUGACCCUGUACCUGUACAACUGGACGUCCGACCAGGGCCAGGAGCUGUUCAAACUGUUGGGCCAACUGGUUGAGUGGCAGGACCUGCGCAAUGACUUUUUGCGCAGCAUUGUCGUCCAAAAGAUGGGACUGUUCUUCCACCAACCGUCGGUGACUGCAACAGCUCCGUGCCCACGACAACAGCUGCAGCAACAGGCCGUGGCUGGUCCCCAGCUUCGCAGCAUGGCUGUAGCGACCCAGACCCCAGCACUGAUGUCCGGCGUGACGAGCAACCUGUGGGGUUUUUUGGACAACAUGAUCUCGCGCCACAACCCUCCGAGCCGCCACCUAGAGGCCACAACUGCAGCAACUAAGCUAGCGGUGCACAACAUCGUCGGGCAGGUCCUGCGAGGCGUGAAACCGAGGACGCCGAUGCAGGCAGCCUCGUACGCAACUUGUGACGACCCUGUGAUACGACACGGACGUCAGGUGCAGGACAUGCGAGGGCUACGAAGAAGAGAACUUGUGGAAUUUCAUCGCAUCUAUGACGACAAGGGCACCAGUGCCAACCUUCUUGUCAUGGAGAAGAUGCUGGCUCAGGUGAAGAAAGAGGCACGCCUGGUCCACUACUGCCUCACACCGCUGCUGUUCAGUCCUACGUGGCGGCUCAAGGUUGCCCAGGUGCGAGACCACACCCUCGAGGCUGCCAUUGCAUCCGGCAUGCCAUGUGACUGCCCCGCCUCGCAUGACCAACAACCACCCACAGGCCAGCGCACACGGCACAGUUCCGGCGGCAGCCAGAAGAGUGUCGGCGGAGAUGUGUCUAACGUUGCAGCCUCGCGAAGGAUGCGCCGGUCAAGUGGAGUGCCCUCGGUCACCUCGGGUGGCAGCGGAGGGGCCGGCGGCGGGCAGCAGUUGUCGCCCAAGCAGCACCGGCGCUCCACCAACGAGGAGACGUGGCACAUGACCGUGUGCAGCCACUACAUCCAGGAGUACAUCCAGUACCUACAAAACCUGGGAUUCAUGGCUAUCCAGACCAAGCACACCGCAUCGCGCAAGUCCAGUGCGAUGUCAGUGCGGAGGCGCGAGUCGGAGUCCAGCAACAAGCGCCAGAGCGUGGGAACGCUCGCUGUCGGAGAGUUGCCGCGUCACUGCCUCUUCCAGUGGCACCUGGGUGGCCUGUACUUCUUCGAGGUGGGCUUCUGCGACCCGUACGUUGCGUGCAACCUGUUUCUCGUGGAACGGCAACGCCUCCUGCCAUCCGGCACCCAGCUCUACAUGUCACAGGUGACAUCCGAGUUCAUCGAGGACAUGGACAAGAUCCGAGUGAACAUGCACAUGCACUCGUUCACCUACGACUACCACCUGCGCACGAUCCACUCGUACAUUUCGGGCCAGCAGCUGCUGUUCAAACACGGCUACCACCUGACCAGCUUCUUGGACGACUUUGUCAAGUACUACCAGAAGUCUCCCAACUACGCGCGCAACCUCAUUUAUGCAGGCUCUGUGGUGAUCCCAAGUGUGAACGUAGCACCCAACCAACUGUACAACUACAUCAUCGGCCAUAACAAGCUGUAUGGCAUGAAAGUCAUACGCAUGGUUCCUGUGGUUUGUGACAGCAGCAGUGACUUGGACACCGAGUAUGCCCUGGUCGAGAUCUCCAAUCGGAAAGUGAGCUACCGCGAUGCCAAUGACGUGCAGCAGACGGACAGCUUUUUCGUCGGCAUCCUCACCAUCCACGACACGGCACCGGCAUUUGUCGAACACAACCUGCUCGCCCUGGGCUUCUACAUCCUCCUGACGAGCCAGCGCGAGCUCUUUCCCAAAUUCUCCUCAACCAGUGCACCCCCCGGCAGCAGCACCUCUGGAAACGCCGAUGGCACUGGUGACGGCACCGAGGGCUGCUUCCGGCCCGUCCGUGCACUGGGAGGCACGCCUGGAACAUCACAGCCCACUAGCGCAGUGCCGUCGAGGCGAAGCUCGUGCGUGGUGCCUCCUACUGUGCCGGUGGAGCGCGUGCGAACGCUGACGACGCUGCCCCAACAGCUGGUUCUUUCGCCAGAAGACUUAACGAGCGGUGGCAGUAUCGGGGUGGUGGCUGCAACCGCCAGCAUUCCUUCCGUGGCAUCAUCAAGUUCACUGGGAAGCAGCAAUGCAGGUGGCACAAGGUCGAGGAAGACGUCGUUCCGAGGAAUCUGUGAAGAGGAAGUGGCCUAUCUCGGCUAUUACAGCUCCCACGAAACACUCAUGCAAAAGGUAAUGUCCGAGCAGGCAACAGCCGUAGCCGACCACCUGCGCGAAGUGGUGGCACAGGCCUCGCUGCACUGCCGGCGUGACUACCUCUGGAAGUGCCUGCUGUGGCGUCACAAGAACUCCGAUGACACCGGCACCUCAGUUCGAGAGAACACUGCACGCCUUACAGUCACAUUUUGCCGAGCUCACUGAAUUGCUGAGCUACGUGAAGACUGUGCCACUGGACCAGGUCGACCCGCAACUGGGACCUCUGCUUGCCUCUCACUAUGGCUGGUACCGGGGCCUGCUGCGUGUGCUUAUGCAGCGCUACGCCGACUGCCACUGCCUCUUCGUCAGCCCCGACAACAACGUGCACUACCUGGUGGUCACGUCCCCAACCUGUGCCGACUCAUUCAUUCUUCUGACGAUCAACAAUCAGCUCUGUCGUGCUGAUCUGAGCCUAGUGCAUCGGGAGACCGCGGAGCAAGAAAAGUCAUCCACUCUGCACAGCCUGGUCGAAGAACUCGUCACCACGUGCUGCUUCCACGAGUGGGCUGGCCUGCUCACUUGACAGGACGCCAUGGAGGACUCAGUCCUCCAGAAUGCUUUGUCUUUUCCAGGCCACCUCAUUUGAUUCGGUCAGCGAGAAAUGCGACUCUGACGAAUCAGCAUAUGUUGCGCACCUCGACAGCGUUGACUGUCAAGACGCCCAGGCGCUGAUUGGUUCCCUGUUGUGUUGGGGUAGGUUGCGGCAGUGUUGUUUUGUGAAAUCUAGAUACUGCUCGGCCUAAUGAAAGGCAUGGAUUGUACCAUGUCGUGUAUAUUGUCUAACGUGGUGCUUGUGCCAAUUAGUCGGGCAAGUCAAUUUUGUGCCGAUCACCAUUUGCAAGCUCAAAUCAUCUCCAGCUCUCUGUUUGCCCUUGGUGAUUGUGUGGCAGUCAGUUGAUUAAUUUGAUAGAUCAAGGAAGUGUGUGUUUUAAUUUAUAACAGAACAAAGCAUGGACCUCAGUUGAACAACGAAGUAACUAGCAUCUUUGUGGAUCUGAUUCUUCAUGUAACAGAUGGUUUAUCUCGUCUUGACGUUGCCAUGUCAAAAGCCAUGCAGUUCCAGCAGUUCAGAUUUUAUGUGUUGUUUACCUACAUGUCAAGGUUUGUGUAGUGAUUUGCGGGCGCUUGUAGGAACUGUAGCUAUCUGCCAAAUGGCCUCUCGGGUGCUGAAUAUCAGCAUCGAGGAACUUCAGUCAGUAUUUGGUACACUUUUGUUCAAAUCUCUUAUUGCAUAUCGCAUUUCUUCUAAAGAAUGAUUUGGUUUUACUUGGCACCAUGGCCUAUGGAAUAAUGCCUACAGAACAUUGUUCCAUCUAGUGGGACAUUUGUGAGAGGUUGCCUUCUGCAGUGCUGUUCAGCUGCGGUGUGGUAAGCUGUCGGUUGAAUUUGCGCAGACACCUGCAACACUCCUGUGACAAGUGUUUAUUCAUUAAAUAGCAACCUAGAGGAGCACACUUACAAAACAUUUUUUGUGUGAAAUCAGCCAGGCACCAAUGGACCCGCUUCCUAUUGCCCUAUUGAUCAGCGUAUCUGGCACCAAUAGUGUGUUCUGUGAACGAAACUGAACUGUAUUUUGCGUGGUUAGUUUCUGCUUUUAAGUUCAAAAUACUGUUUUCAUUUACAAGCCACAAAAAAUUGUUUUUUAUAGAAGCUUUUAUUCAGGUCAAACCUUGAUAUAAUGAGCACGAACACAGCCGAGCCCACUUGUAACAAUGUCGGAUGCAAUAUGUCGACAGACAGUGACAAGGGAAACAAGGCUGCCGAUUUUUCGACAUGCUUCAAAUUUUGAAUGCCUUCACGGAACCGUCACGAGGCUUAUAGUGCCAAUGUAUGACAAAAUCUGAAGCUUUGGACACUAAGUCUUUUUCAAGCCUUGGUUUUUUACUCGAACUGUAAGUCCGAAAGUGCAUUAUUUACUGAAGCUGUCGCCACUCGCCCAUCGUAGCGCAUUAUGAAAGUCAGCUUUGCCGCAAUGCUGCGACACUGUACAGUGAAGCAUAUUGCAAAUUUGAAGGCGCGCUGGGCGAUGUUUGGGGUUAAUGGCAGGAGUUCAGUAGCUUCAAUUUCUUGUUUUCUUCUUUCUUUUCAAGGAUUUCACGUUCCAUUAGUGUUUUUCAUAGACACCUAGCAGCCACAAUUCAUUGUUAUGAGUGAUAAUGUCGUGCUGAGGCAUUAUAGUACAGGGGGUUAUUUCGUCGUAGAAAACAUACAAAAGUUGACGAUGCAGCAGUUUCUCAUUGAUAACAAGAUAUCAUAACCAAUAUCUUGUUAAAACCGGCAUCAUUAUAAGAGGGUUAGACUGUACAACCAAUCAUCUGUUUUAAUUGUCAUUGCUUAUAACAAAAUAAACGAGUAGUCUUGUCAUUGUAUUCAUUGACAUGACUAUAUAUUUCUAAUUAACAAUUGGUUUUAACAAAGUCAUUUUUGUCUCGAGUGCAUCUUUCGUUGCAGUGAGGUUUGAACACCUUCUCAGAGGUUUGUUGGCAGUACUUGUGCAUCAUUCACUGUUUGCAUGAGCACAUUGUGAUCGGCAUUGCAGUACAGUCACGAUGCAGCAAAAUACAGACACUGUGGCACAUAGACGUAACACACUAAAAUACACUGAAAGCCGGUUGGUCUUCCCACUGUCCUGCAGUGCUGCUUUAUGAACGCACCAUUUUUUCAGCGCAGGAUGCAAACAAGACAUGAGGGUGUCAUUCUUCACAAGUAUAGAAUGGCUGUAGGCAAUAAUUCUAGACUUCACAAGCCUAGAAUGGUCGUAGAAUAGUUGAAGUUCAAAAGUCGUAUUCUCGCUCUGGGCGAGAAACACCAGCACACAUGUUCCAAUAGAAAUUCUAUUUUGACAUCAAGAAAUUGCAACUUGUUGUCCAGAGGAACUACCGACGUGCCAUAACUUUGCGACCGCAUGUUUCUUGUCAGACUUGGAGAUAUGAAAAUGGUAAAAGAAAAAGGAUACCAAUUUUUUUUUAGUCCUUGACUGAGCAGUCUUCUUGUUGUCAGCCACGCUGCACUUACAUCAUUUGUGCACAUGGAGUAACAGAUUUGUGUUAUUAUGUUGUGCUAAAACAAGCCGUCAUCUGUUGAACACUUAUUUUUUUUCUGCCCACUUGCCAAAGCUUUUUUCUAGGAAUAUUUUCUCUUAAUUGUGAUAAGAAGUGCCAUGUUUGAAGAGAGAGGGGGGAGAAAACAAGGUACACUCAAAGCUCGAUAUAACGAACCCAGAUAUAACGAAAUAUUAGUGAUAACAAAUACAUGAAGAAUACUUUUGCAACAAAUACAGUGUUAGGAAUAUACCCUUAUAACGAAUUUUUGGAUAUAACGAACUUAUUUUCGUGUAGGAUGCAUUUUCGUUAUAGAGAGGUUUGAGUGUAGCUGCAUUGUGUGGGUUGUUUUCUGGCAAGUUUCUAUUGUCUUGCCACUUUAGGGAGUCUAACUGAAGCCAUUGUGUACUCGCAAAGAAAGUCACAUGACUAGCUCUCACUCACCUAAAAGUUGAUCAGUAUUGCAUGUUUAAUUUCCUUACCUUAUCAUAAUGCCUCUCUUCUUUUGCUUCGUUCAACUUAAUCAUUAGUAGCUGGUUGAAUGAACUUUGUUGAUUGGAGUUGCUGAAUAUAGUUUUGCUAUUAGUCGCCGGCGUAGCGAGUCUUCUAAGUGAGUCACUUUGUGUUGUAGCAAUAGCAACACCUGAAUCAUGCGAAUGUCAAGUACAGCAGGCUCUCAGUAAACGGAGCCUGAAGAGACCAAGAAAAUAUGUUCCAUUUAACAGGAGUUUCGUUUACUGAAAUGUGAACAUAGGGGCCGAAUACAAGCCCUAAACCAAGCGUUGCAGAGACAAUGGCUCCAUUUAAGCUGUAGUUCCGUUUAACAGAUUUAUGUUUACUGAGAGUCUACUACAGAUAGUUGUGCCUGUUUUUUUUUUUUUUCUUUUGUGCUUACAGUGACAUCUUUAUUUCAUACCCUUAGUUUCUUAAACAUGUUUAGUCUUGCUCAUUUAUCCUGUCGUAAAUUGUCAGCUUUUAUACAAAUAUUGCAGUUUUUGGGUUCUUUUCUGGUUUACUGGUAUCUUUAAUGUAAUUUGUUGGUCCAGUGCAUACAUUAAAUUGCUGUGUGCUGUUGCCAACUGAUGUCUGAGAUGAACGUAACCAGUUUGUACAUACUGCAAGUAAAUGGAGAUGGUUUAUCAGUAAAUUGUUUAAGCGCGGAAUGCGGUACUUGAAGUGUGCUGUGUACUUCCUUAGGCAAGAUUGUCUACUGUGAUACUCAGGAAGAUGCCUAGUGUAGAUUGGCUGCCUUGUGUAGUGUGAUAAUGCAAUCUGAGUUUCGUUGUAACAAAAGUGAAGGCCAUCUGCUAUGUGUGAUGUGAGUGUUAGAAAUCAUUGGUGUGAUCGUAUUAGGUGUAAUCAUCAUUGGUGUGACAAAUUACGCUGGUGGGUCUCUUGUUUUAGAUGACAUGAAAGUUGUCUGUACAGAACAUUUGAGUGUAAAUAACGUUUGUAGUUAGUUAUUUUUACUGUGAUGGUCUCUUGUAAAUAUUAGUCCUCUGGGAGGUUUGUUUAAGAUGUGUAAAGCUUUUCACUCUUGAAUAGUCUUUGAAGAAAGCGUGAUUUAGAAAUGGUGCUGCCCAUUAAUUAUCCAAUUUUUAAGCAGUCGCAGCAAUUCUGGUUUAUUUUCGAAACGCCUAGUGUCAGUGUUUAGUUACUUCAUUGAUGUGUUAUUUUAUUGAAAGACCAAGUACAUGUUUUUCCUCCUUCUCUUCACAUUCUUGAUGCUUCUAACUUCAUUACUGAUAUUGGCCUGCACAGUGCUGCAUUUCCAACAGGAAAGUUCGGUCGAGGUAAAGAGACUAUAGAAAUUUAAAGAAUAAAGGCCCGUUGUUGAUAUGCAUGCGAUGUACAGUGUUUUGUAUGAAACAGUCACUUGAUAGGCGUGCGUCUUAUCUCCUUGCUGGUAAAAAAGUAUUUUUCCACUUGUGUACGCAUGCAGUCAAGUUUCAAUGAAGGCACCGUUUUACAGGACUAACGUGUCACCAUUAGUUCAAAGUAGUGUGAGUCUUGUACUGCUCCAAGUUCAUUUUUGCCAUUAAUAAAGGUGUUUCAUUCAGCUGUCAUGACUG